CAAUCUCUCUCAUCCCCUCUUUCCCCCUAAACAACCUCCCCCCCCAACCCCUAAAUUCACCUCAAACUCUCUCCAUCCACCACCAUCUCACCGGAAAAAUGUCGUUACCGGCGCGCGAACAGCACGUCUACAUGGCGAAACUCGCCGAACAAGCCGAACGCUACGACGAAAUGGUCGAAUUCAUGGAAAAAGUGUCCGAAACCGACGAACUCACAGUCGAAGAACGAAACCUGCUCUCGGUGGCGUACAAGAACGUGAUCGGGGCUCGUAGGGCGUCGUGGAGGAUCAUAUCGUCGAUCGAGCAGAAAGAGGAGUCGCGAGGGAAUGAGGAUCAUGUGAAGGUGAUCAAGGAGUAUAGAGCGAAGAUCGAAGCGGAGCUUACUAGGGUUUGUGAGGGGAUUUUGAAGCUGCUGGACUCGAGAUUGAUUCCGAAGGCGAGUACGGGUGAUUCGAAGGUGUUUUAUUUGAAGAUGAAGGGGGAUUAUCAUCGGUAUCUUGCUGAGUUUAAGACUGCUGGUGAAAGGAAAGAUGCUGCUGAGAGUACUCUUACUGCUUAUAAGUCUGCUCAGGAUAUAGCAAACAGUGAACUUGCACCAACACACCCUAUUCGCCUUGGACUGGCUCUCAAUUUCUCUGUGUUUUACUAUGAGAUUUUGAACUCUCCUGACCGAGCUUGUAGCCUUGCCAAACAGGCUUUUGAUGAAGCAAUUGCUGAGUUGGAUACCUUGGGUGAGGAGUCCUACAAAGAUAGCACCUUGAUCAUGCAACUCCUUCGUGACAACCUCACUCUGUGGACCUCUGAUAUGCAGGAGGAUGGAGGUGAUGAAAUUAAGGAAGCUGCUGCUGGUGGAAAGCAAAGUGAGGAGCAACCACCACAGUGAGGCCUCAUGCUAAGAUUCUUGCCUUUGUUUUAAUAUUUAUUAGAUAAAUUUUACAAAAUGGUUUUUGAAUUUUUGGUUAAUAAUCAAAUGUUUUAAUGCAUUUUGGAGGAGAACAUGAUAGUUUAUUUAUUUACAUGUUUGUACUUGUAUUAUUCCUGCAAAACAUCAUUGUUGUAGAAAUGGUGUUGAACAUGAUUUACAUAUAUGUAUUGUAUUUUUUUCCAUCA
Helianthus annuus (common sunflower) is the source of this 1108-nucleotide messenger RNA. RefSeq names its product 14-3-3 protein 2. The transcript is spliced from 4 exons. Gene Ontology annotation, cellular component: cytoplasm. Lineage: Eukaryota; Viridiplantae; Streptophyta; Magnoliopsida; Asterales; Asteraceae. Gene Ontology annotation, biological process: signal transduction. Bases 99 to 881 code for a protein of 260 amino acids. The record is from RefSeq and is a predicted model, not a curated record.